GUCCUGAGUGGGUGUGUGGGAUUUUGGUUUGAGCUCGGCCGUCACCGCCAGAGUGCUUUUCCAACGCGCCCCCAAUAUCACCGCCGCGUCUAGGUCCAGGCUGCACAUAUAUGAAUCAUGAUUCACAUCGGUGCCGCCUCCUGGCAAACAAACAAAAAGAUCGCCAAAUCCUGAAAUCCCUGAAUUUCCCCUCUGCAACUCCAAGGAUUCUAAAUUCGUGUCCUCCGUCGCCGUUGCUGUGCAUCUUACGGGAGACUUAUUGUUACACCUCCUUACACGUAGCAUCACAACACGCAAACGCAUUCGGAUCGCGUCAGACCUGCAUUUCUACUACUAGAAGAGACCGGGCCCGCACCGAGAAAAUCAUGUAUUUUUCAUACUCACCUUCACCGCCAUCAACCAGCUACUCCACGUCACCCAUGGAGAUCCCAUCUUCAUCAAGCUCGAGACCGCAGUCUCCAUCGUGCGCGUUUCCUUCCUGGCCACGCCGAGCUUCCUUGUCCUCGAACUCCAGUCACGGGGACGAAGCCUCAAGCUCCUUCAUCAUCUCUGACGAGGAGCUCUUCCCUCUUGUGUUCGACGAUGCCGAUAGAGACUGCACGCCUCCCGCAACACCAUACUCGAGCCGGUCUCCAGCAUCACCGUCGAGAAUGUGCGACAUUGUGGUGGACAACGGGUCUUUGAUGCGAGAGUUGAUGGCGCAAGAGAAGACGAAGAAGGAGCGAAGACGUCGGAAGAGCACAAGUUCGAAGAAGUCGAGGAGUGGCAGUAAGACUCACAUGAGCCCCAUCUUGGAGGUCGUGGAAUGAGAAGGACGGUCGUCAAUAUCAUCGCCUGCAAGGACGAUCGCUGUGAUAUUCACGGGCGUUCUGUUAAGGUCAAGGAAGAUAGUUUGCCUGCCCGAGAGAACAUCAAAGCGGGGAUGGAUAUGGAACGUGGUCGAUGAAGCACGAGCAUGAAAGUGACCUGUGUUGAGCUUGCCGUCGGCUGCUCCGCUCCUCGCGAAAUUACUUCGACCUUAUCGAUACAGUA
This is a messenger RNA of Hyaloscypha bicolor E, 1032 nucleotides long. RefSeq lists its product as uncharacterized. The transcript has 2 exons. The record is from RefSeq and is a predicted model, not a curated record. Bases 111 to 809 code for a protein of 232 amino acids. NCBI's taxonomy places the organism in Eukaryota, Fungi, Ascomycota, Leotiomycetes, Helotiales, Hyaloscyphaceae.